AUGACUACAUACGAGUACUUCGUACAGGGCCGCAAAAGUCUAGAUAUUGCACCCACUUUUUUGGAGGCUCCUAAACUGCAUGCCGGGGGUUUCUCACGCUGCCGUCAGUCAUUGAAUUAUAGCAUUUCCCGUCGUGACAGUUGCCGGGAAUGGCUUAAAAUCCAGCCUUCGUUUUCAGAUCAAAGGUGCACAAUGACAAACGGCCUGCCCUGGGAAACCUGCCACACUAUUCUAAGUGGAAUAGUCGUUGCGUACAUCGGCGAUAACUCUGCUUCCAACAUUGACACAUUGACCAAUUCCAAUGCCCACCAGUGUGCGAUCGAUGCGCCGAUUAUUAAGGAGCUUGGGGCCAACGCCAUCAGCGUACACUACAUCGAUCCAGCUCAGAGCCAUGAUAAAUGCAUGCAGGCCUUCCAGGAUAAUGAGAUUUAUAUCAUUGCAACAUGGCAAGGCAGCGAGAUUAUUCUGAUGGGGACAUCCAACCAGGCCGAUCUCACUCCAUUCUUGAAGGGAGCAGUUCGAGAUAUGAAGGCCUAUGUUGUAGCUAGGCAGUAUCGUAAUAUACCCAUCGGGUAUUACACAAGCGACGACGAUAAUUGGGCUCAGCAAAUGGCGGAUUACUUGGUAUGUGGCGGCAGUAAGAGCGAAGCAAUUGACUUCCUCGGUGUUAAUGACUAG
Molecule: messenger RNA, 678 nt
Organism: Talaromyces stipitatus ATCC 10500
Lineage: Eukaryota; Fungi; Ascomycota; Eurotiomycetes; Eurotiales; Trichocomaceae
Exons: 3
Coding region: 1-678 (225 amino acids)
Biological process (GO): fungal-type cell wall (1->3)-beta-D-glucan biosynthetic process
Cellular component (GO): cytoplasm; fungal-type cell wall
Molecular function (GO): 1,3-beta-glucanosyltransferase activity
Source: RefSeq, a predicted model, not a curated record